This is a messenger RNA of Limanda limanda (common dab), 1934 nucleotides long. RefSeq lists its product as uncharacterized. Lineage: Eukaryota; Metazoa; Chordata; Actinopteri; Pleuronectiformes; Pleuronectidae. The transcript is spliced from 5 exons. The coding region runs from base 1 to 1722 and encodes 573 amino acids. The record is from RefSeq and is a predicted model, not a curated record.
AUGUUCUGUAACAACAAACAGCACACUGCGGUGAACAGCGCAGCCAUUUCUCUUCUCCUCGUGAAACCAAGCAGUGGACUCGUCCGGCGCCAGACCAUCACGUACGAGACCACUUCGACACGCGGGACUAGUAGCGGUGCGGGACUCGGCUUCGGCUGCGCGAGACCCGAGGCCUCCGAACUUUCUCCACAGACCAGCGCCUGCGCAGACGAAGCACGCGGCUCCUGCAGCGCUGAGGCCCAUGUCGCAGCUCCAGCAGCUCCAGCAGCUGCAGCAGCCGUCAUCAUGGAGAGGAACCUGCACGGAGGCCUCGCCACGAUGCAUGUGAAAACCGAGGCGCUGGAUGAACACACGUCCGCGCCGGUGCCGAGCAGCCAGGAGCCGCCUGUCUGCGGAGGAGCAGCGGGGGGAGGAGGGGGAGGAGGAGAGGAGCAGACUGCCGAGGAGCUGCAGCAGGCAGCCGACUCCAAAGCCUCUGUGCUGCUGUAUCCUCUGAGCACUGAGCGGUUCUUCACCACAGCAGGAGACGGGAAAACGUACCUGAAGAUAGCUCCAGCUUCAGUGAUGCCUCCGGCUCCGUCAGACAAGACGCUUCCCUCGGGCUCAGAUUUCUCCUCCAAAGCCGUCCUGUGUCUGAUCGAGGCCAUCGGGCGGCGCUGGGGCCUCUACGAGACCCGGGAGCGCUCACAGCUCUUCCAGAGCGUCCAGGAGGAGAUGGCCUCCAAGGGCCACGUGCUUCCUGUGGAGAAGAUCCGUCGCAAGUGGAAUAACCUCAUUGUCACGUACAAGAGGGUUAAAGACCGCAGCCGGGAGACAGGACACGCAAAGACGUCCUGGGAGUUCUUCGAUUUGAUGGACGCCACGCUCUGCGACACUGUCGGCACUCAGAUCAGCAACAACAAGAGACACAAAGGUGCUAGCGCGGCCUCGACGCUUCCUUGUCCUUUGGCAAAAAUCGCCGCAAAACCUCAGCCCCCCACCAUCGUCCGGCCGAACGGGGACUUUGCUCUGCCUGGUGGUUUGGAGUCAGUGGGUCAGGGAGCCGCCACCAGUCAAAUCAUCAGCAGCAUGGCCGCCAUGACCUCGGUGGCUACAGCGACCAUCAGCCCGGCAAAUGCUCCGGAGGUCAAGCCCCUGAUCGUCCUCAACGGUGACAUUGUUACGACCGCUAUUCAUCCCGCCACCAUUGUGCCGUCUCCAUCUUUUAUCUCCUCGCCUCGUUUUUCAGAAACGGCCUCGACGUCGCCCUCCCUCGGCUCGCCCGGUGGCUCAGACCUCAACGCAUCACACCACGCCAGCCGCAAGGCUCCCUGCUUCUCGUCAGGCGUCAUUCCUUUUCGUCUCAGUGCGGCGCCAGUUAGCAGCAGUCAGAAUGUCCUCGGCCUCUCAUCGUCUUUCUCCCCAGUGACCUCCUGCCUCACGUCCUCCGCCGCCACCUCGCUGUCAGCAACAAGCCUGUCGGAAAGUGAAGCUCAGAAGCAGAAAGCACACGAGGAGCCAAGCAGCGUGGCUUUGCUUCAAGAGAUCGUGAAGCGGCAGGAGGAGCAGGCGCACAUGGAUCGAGUGGCUCGCCGCAAGGUUGACGCCAGAGAGAAGAGGCGUGAGAGGAGGGAGGUGCGGAUGGCGGAGUCCCUCGGGAGGAUAGCCACAGCCCUGGAGCUGCUCUCCUCCAAACAGGACACAGUCAUCGCGCUCCUGCAGCGACUGGCUGACAGGAAGUGAUGUCAUGGGAAAGGCCAGAAAACAGAAGCUCUUUAAAAAAAAACUUUGUAGCGAACGGCCUCGUACUCGGACAUGAUGGAAAAACAAGAAUUGUAAAAGACAAAGAUAUGAACUGAACACUUUUGUAAAUUAAGUGAAAUGUUACGUCGUUGUGACGUGUUUUGAUUUAAAGUGCAUUAAUGUCACUGCACUACAUCCAAUAAAAACAUUCU